Molecule: messenger RNA, 626 nt
Organism: Lucilia sericata (common green bottle fly)
Lineage: Eukaryota; Metazoa; Arthropoda; Insecta; Diptera; Calliphoridae
Exons: 3
Coding region: 87-569 (160 amino acids)
Source: RefSeq, a predicted model, not a curated record
AAGUGGUUUAUUUUAUAAAAAAGAUAAAUAAAUAUUAAAAAAUAUAUUUUGCUUUAGUUAUUAAAAAAAAAACAAAACAAAUAGAAAUGAAAAGUUUAAAUCAGUUUACAACGAGUAUAAUACUUGCCGCCUUGACUUUAGUGGCCUGUGUGGUACGGGCCGAGUUUCUGUUUUCGGUGCUGCAUGAUAUUACUUCGUCGAAAUAUAAUGGGGAUCGAGAUAUGGUGAUAAAUAUUAUAUUGGUUAUAAAUAUGGUGGUUUAUUUAAUCUUGGCCAUAUUUUGUUUGUUAUUAAUGUAUGCCAUAGUGCAGAAAAACCACCUGCUGAUGACACCCUGGUUAUUUGUGGCUCUACUGAGUGUUAUUUGCGAAGUGAUAUUUAUCAUUUAUAUUUUGGCUUCGGGUCAUAAGAAAGCGGUGUUAAUUUUACUAAUUGGAACUGCUCUAAGUCUUUGGAUUAUAUGGGUGAUAUUCUCUUUAUAUAGAAAACUACGUCAGGAAGCUCUUGUUAAUAGAGAUGAAAAUAUCCGCGGAUAUCGUUUAUCGGCUAAUACUAUGGAAGUGUAUUGAAAUUGUUAGAUUUUUAAUAAUUAAUAAAUUAAAUAAAGCUUUAGAUUCAAAUUCUGA